This is a messenger RNA of Erpetoichthys calabaricus (reedfish), 8200 nucleotides long. RefSeq names its product cytoplasmic FMR1 interacting protein 2 (gene cyfip2). Gene Ontology annotation, biological process: axon guidance; regulation of actin filament polymerization; cell morphogenesis. Lineage: Eukaryota; Metazoa; Chordata; Cladistia; Polypteriformes; Polypteridae. The coding region runs from base 412 to 4173 and encodes 1253 amino acids. Gene Ontology annotation, cellular component: synapse; neuron projection. Gene Ontology annotation, molecular function: small GTPase binding. The transcript has 31 exons. The record is from RefSeq and is a predicted model, not a curated record.
UAUACUGAAGCUGUGCUGCGCAGACAUACACCGAAAACGACACUGCGCAACACACUCCUAGUUCGGCGCUGCGCAGCCCAGCAUCGAGAGGCAUACGGAAUCCCAGCGCUGCGCAGCUCAGCAUCGACAGGCAUACGGAGCCCAGCGCUGCGCAGCCCAGCAUCAACAGACAAUGUAGCGCAGCGCGGCGCCUUUGAGGAAAUCCACUUGCAGCCAUUUUCUGCUCUUUGUGUCUCGCGGAAUAGGAGGCGGGCGGCGCGCUGGGCGCAGAGAGCAUCAUUCGCUCCGCCAUCCUGCACGCCUGAACGAAAAGGUUACUGCCGUGAUCCUGGUUGGGGCGAUUUUCUGCAUCCUGAGAAAACAGGCAGGCGAGUGGCAGAAUAGGAGUUCAUUUGUUUACGAGCUGUUACCAUGACCACCCAUGUUACAUUGGAAGAUGCUCUCUCAAACGUGGACCUUCUGGAGGAGCUACCCCUUCCAGACCAGCAACCAUGUAUCGAACCUCCACCUUCGUCCAUUAUGUACCAGGCGAACUUUGACACCAACUUUGAAGACAGAAAUGCAUUUGUCACUGGGAUCGCCAGAUACAUCGAACAAGCCACAGUUCACUCCAGCAUGAACGAGAUGCUGGAGGAGGGCCACGAGUACGCCGUUAUGCUGUACACAUGGAGAAGCUGCUCCCGGGCCAUUCCACAGGUAAAAUGCAAUGAACAACCCAACCGUGUAGAAAUUUAUGAAAAGACAGUAGAAGUUCUUGAGCCUGAAGUCACAAAAUUGAUGAAGUUCAUGUACUUUCAGCGCAAAGCAAUUGAGCGAUUCUGCAGUGAGGUGAAACGCUUGUGCCAUGCUGAAAGGAGAAAGGACUUUGUGUCAGAAGCUUAUCUUUUAACGCUGGGGAAGUUCAUUAACAUGUUUGCUGUACUUGAUGAGCUGAAAAACAUGAAAUGCAGUGUAAAAAAUGAUCACUCGGCCUAUAAAAGAGCUGCACAGUUUUUACGGAAAAUGGCCGAUCCUCAGUCAAUUCAGGAAUCACAAAAUCUCUCGAUGUUUUUGGCAAAUCACAACAGAAUUACCCAGUGCCUACAUCAGCAGUUGGAAGUAAUCCCUGGAUAUGAAGAGCUGUUGGCAGACAUCGUAAACAUCUGUGUGGAUUACUAUGAAAAUAAGAUGUAUCUGACUCCUAGUGAGAAGCAUAUGCUCUUAAAGGUGAUGGGAUUUGGUCUGUACUUGAUGGAUGGAAAUGUGAGCAACAUUUAUAAACUGGAUGCCAAAAAGAGGAUCAACCUUAGUAAAAUUGACAAGUUUUUCAAGCAAUUACAAGUGGUUCCUCUCUUUGGAGACAUGCAGAUAGAACUUGCCAGAUACAUUAAGACCAGUGCUCACUAUGAGGAAAACAAAUCCAAGUGGACGUGUGCUCAGAGUAGCAUCAGCCCACAGUACAACCUUUGUGAACAAAUGGUUCAAAUCAGGGAUGAUCACAUCCGCUUUAUCUCUGAACUGGCCCGCUACAGUAACAGCGAGGUUGUGACAGGAUCUGGAUUAGACAGCCAAAAGUCAGAUGAAGAGUAUAGAGAACUUUUUGAUUUGGCGCUCCGAGGUCUUCAGCUGCUAUCAAAAUGGAGUACUCAUGUUAUGGAAGUGUAUUCGUGGAAAUUAGUGCAUCCAACUGACAAAUUCUGUAAUAAGGACUGUCCAGGAACCGCAGAGGAAUACGAAAGGGCUACCCGCUAUAAUUACACCAGUGAGGAGAAAUUUGCUUUAGUAGAAGUGAUUGCCAUGAUAAAAGGACUCCAGGUACUCAUGGGUAGGAUGGAAAGUGUCUUCAACCAAGCCAUAAGGAAUACUAUUUAUGCAGCCUUGCAGGAUUUUGCUCAGGUGACACUUAGAGAGCCUCUACGACAAGCUGUCCGGAAAAAGAAAAAUGUACUUAUAAGUGUUCUUCAGGCAAUAAGAAAGACAAUUUGUGACUGGGAGGGAGCCCGUGAACCACCGAAUGACCCUUGUUUGAGAGGUGAGAAGGAUCCUAAAGGGGGCUUCGAUAUCAAGGUGCCUCGGCGAGCAGUGGGGCCCUCAAGCACACAGCUUUAUAUGGUGAGAACAAUGUUGGAGUCUCUCAUCGCUGACAAGAGCGGCUCCAAGAAAACCUUAAGAAGCAGCUUGGAUGGGCCAAUAGUCCUUGCAAUUGAGGAUUUCCAUAAGCAAUCCUUUUUCUACACUCAUCUGCUCAAUUUUAGCGAAGCCCUCCAGCAGUGCUGUGAUUUAUCCCAACUUUGGUUCAGAGAAUUCUUCUUAGAGUUGACAAUGGGACGUAGAAUCCAGUUUCCAAUUGAAAUGUCAAUGCCAUGGAUUUUGACAGACCAUAUUCUGGAGACCAAAGAGCCUUCUAUGAUGGAGUAUGUUUUGUACCCCUUAGACCUCUACAAUGAUAGCGGCUACUAUGCCCUGACCAAAUUUAAGAAACAGUUUUUGUAUGAUGAAAUAGAAGCUGAGGUGAAUCUUUGCUUUGACCAGUUUGUUUACAAAUUAGCAGACCAGAUUUUUGCUUAUUAUAAGGCAAUGGCUGGCAGUGUUCUUCUAGAUAAACGAUUCAGAGCAGAAUGUAAGAACUAUGGAGUGAUCAUUCCGUACCCCCCAUCCAACCGUUAUGAAACACUUCUUAAGCAAAGACAUGUUCAGCUUCUAGGAAGAUCCAUUGAUCUUAACCGAUUGAUUACACAAAGGAUAUCAGCGGCAAUGUAUAAAUCUCUGGAUCAUGCAAUUAGUCGAUUUGAGAGCGAAGAUCUCACGUCUAUAGUGGAAUUGGAAUGGCUGAUAGAAGUGAAUCGCUUAACCCAUCGUCUCCUCUCCAAGCACAUGACCCUCGACAGUUUUGACGCCAUGUUCAGGGAAGCCAAUCAUAACGUGUCAGCUCCGUAUGGGCGUAUAACGCUUCAUGUUUUUUGGGAGUUGAACUUUGACUUCCUUCCAAACUACUGCUACAAUGGAUCCACAAACAGGUUUGUACGGACCGCCAUUCUUUUCACUCAAGAGCCACAAAGAGACAAGCCGGCAAAUGUCCAGCCCUACUAUCUGUAUGGGUCAAAGCCAUUGAACAUUGCCUACUCUCACAUCUACAGCUCAUAUAGAAAUUUUGUGGGGCCACCUCAUUUCAAGACAAUAUGUCGGCUCCUCGGAUACCAAGGCAUUGCAGUGGUAAUGGAGGAACUUCUCAAAAUUGUCAAAAGCCUGCUUCAAGGCACAAUUCUUCAAUAUGUAAAAACAUUAAUAGAAGUGAUGCCUAAAAUAUGUCGCCUGCCAAGACACGAGUACGGCUCUCCAGGAAUUUUAGAGUUUUUUCACCACCAGCUGAAGGACAUAAUUGAAUACGCAGAACUGAAGACGGACGUAUUCCAGAGUCUCCGAGAAGUGGGGAACGCAAUCUUAUUCUGUUUGCUCAUUGAGCAAGCUUUGUCCCAAGAAGAAGUGUGUGAUUUACUUCAUGCCGCGCCAUUUCAGAACAUCCUGCCCAGAGUGUACAUAAAAGAGGGAGAGCGCUUAGAAGUCAGAAUGAAACGACUAGAAGCAAAGUACGCGCCACUUCACCUGGUCCCACUUAUAGAGCGGCUGGGGACGGCACAGCAAAUUGCCAUUGCAAGAGAAGGAGACCUUCUGACCAAAGAGCGCCUUUGUUGUGGUCUGUCGAUGUUUGAAGUCAUCCUCACCCGCAUCCGCAGCUACCUCCAGGACGCAGUGUGGAGGGGACCACCACCGACCAAUGGGGUGAUGCAUGUGGACGAGUGCGUGGAAUUUCAUCGCCUCUGGAGCGCCAUGCAGUUUGUUUAUUGCAUCCCGGUGGGGACGAACGAGUUUACAGCUGAGCAGUGCUUCGGAGAUGGGCUCAACUGGGCCGGCUGCUCGAUAAUUGUGUUACUAGGACAGCAACGACGAUUUGACCUCUUCGACUUCUGUUACCACCUUCUCAAAGUGCAACGGCAAGAUGGAAAAGACGAAAUCAUCAAAAAUGUGCCACUGAAGAAGAUGGCAGACAGGAUCAGAAAGUACCAAAUUUUAAACAACGAGAUCUUUGCCAUCCUGAACAAGUACAUGAAAGCGGUGGAGACGGACAGCUCGACGGUGGAGCACGUGCGUUGCUUCCAGCCUCCGAUUCACCAGUCGCUGGCCACCACCUGCUGAGACGUGGCACCGAGCACCCAGCGCUCCUGUGGAUCAUCGACUGACUGCACCGGGUUUUUCUGAAAGCUGGCAUCGGAGUUCUGCAUUUGCCCUGCGCACACCGGCUGACGACGUGGGCCUGUUUGACUUGCGCGGUCGAUCAAGACGUUUAGUUUGAAUUACGCAUGCACCUGUUAAAUACAUUCCAAAAGUUUACACUGGAUCUGGAGGCGGUGGGCAAAAAAUCGGGCAUAAAAAGUCAACGCUAAGUCACCUCUUUGUUUUGGAUGUUACCUGCUGGUGGGCCUGCAGUCGAUUCAGGGCGGCGUGGUAAAGUCUGUUCAUUCCUAAGUUGACUUGUGCGCCGCCUCGUUUCUUUACCCCCACAUUGACUCGAGUUUACAUCGAUGUACACAAGUAUCGAUGCUGUUAUCAACUGCUCCACCAUUUCAAAGUCUUUUGUUUUAAGACAAGCAUUAUAGGAGAACGCAAGCACCUUGUCCUUCCCGCUCUGCACUCGUCUCAUGCUGCCUUAAAAAUGCCUUUAGCGGCCAGUUUCCUGUAUACAGACGCGUGUUGAUUAGCGUAUGGUUUGGCAUUUAUAUGCAGUAAAAAAUGUUUCCACUUCCCUCAAAAUAUGCAGGUGAGAAUAAAACGUAGUCUUAGAUGUAUGUUGAAAUGUGAAAACUGAUGUUACCUUGAGCUGGGAUAGUCACCUAAUUCGACUGAAAGCAAUUUUCAUUUUUAAAAUUACGGUUAGGUGUCUACCGGUCUGUACAAUUCCUACAUUUGCACGUCUCCCACACACUCGUGUACCACACAUGAGACACAAGAUAUUAAGCAUGCCCUCCCAUGGAGAUGGCGGCAACGGCUUUCAUUUGUCAACCUUGAUGGAAAGAGUAUUGUCUUGGGAGGAUCAGAAGGUAAGACCCCCCCCCCCCCCCCCCCCACUUGUCUGUUGCCGAUGGUGGUAUCAAUAGCACAUUUAAUGAUGGAGGCCGGUCAAACAAGGACUACCACAGGGGGACCGAUGGGUGCAGAGUCAAUUUCUGCCAGGUGCCCGCUGAGUGACCAUGCUCAUGCGAGAUUGAAGACCAUUUUCUCAAUGGUUGGACGCGUCUUUGAGUUCACCCUGUGACAUUUGGCUUUGUUUCCUGCCCUCCACCCUGGUACUGGUGGGCCAGACACUCUAAAUUGGCAAUGCCUGUGCAUUUGUGUGUCACGGUGGGUUUUUCUUCCAAGCUCUCCAGUUUCGUUUCACAUCCCAAAGACAAUCGGAUUUGACGCCCGGCUUGGUGUACGUCUUCAUCAAGUGUGAAGAACUGGUGUCCUGUUCCUGUGGCGUUCCCAUCAGCUUGUGCUUCCGCUCCGUUUAACUCUCUACUGAUAAUAACCGUAGAAAACUGAUGUAUCGAUCGUUCACACUGCUUUUCUCCCACAUUUAAAUUUUUAGAUCAGGGCGGCGUAGUGAGGUUGUGGGAUCAGAUCCCACUACUGACACCAGUGUCAGUGUGUGAUCGUGUGCAAGUCACUUGACCUGCCUGUGCUCCCACAAAAGAAAUGGACCCAGUCGUAUCUCAGAUGUCGUAACUCUCCUUGGAUGAAGGUGUCAGCCCGAUAAAUGAUCAUAGAUCAAUGUGACAUCUUUAAAGGCUUACUGUUCAAAUGAAUCCUUCCUCCGUUUUGUAACUCACUUGCAGCAUUGCAGGGUUGAUGAGAGGUUUAUCCCACAAUGCAAGAGCCAGCACUUGGUGGGCCACCAGAAUGGCAGAAGGCAUGCAGACCACAAUCCAAUGUAAAGUCACCACAAACGUGAGAUGAAGGAAGAAACUGAAGGUACCUGGAUGAACCCCCCGACUCACACACACACCCACAGGGAGAACAUUCAAGCUGUACAUCCUUAGUGAGCAGGCUGGGAAUUGAACCAGUGUCCUCAGAGCUGUCAGGCAGCAGCACUCACCUCUGUACCCCGUGUCACCCCAUUGACAUAUCCAGCAGCUUAAAAUUAGUAGGUCAGGGGAAAGAAAAGAAAGAUGGCAUUGUUGGAUUUUUCAAGUGUGGUGUAGAUGGCACAGCAAAUGAAGACAAGCGGCCAUUAAUUCAAUACUCCACCCAGAAAUGAUAUUUUUUUGUUUUAUGUUUUUUACUCCAUGUAGUUUGUAGUGAUAGCUGAGAAACAUUUUUAAUAUUAUGUUUCCACUGGCUGCACAACCUGUCUAAGAUGAGCUGAAGCCCAAGUAGUCAACAUGGACCUCAACAUUAACAUUAGCAGUGCACCAUGCAAUGCCCUGUGUCUUUGUAAUAUACCAUUUGGUGUGGGAUUCAUAAAAACAGUGCUAAAGUUUGUGAUGCGCCAUCUGUUGAAAUGGAAAAUGCAAUGUGCCUCUCUCUGUUAUAUGCCACUUGGCAUGGGAUUUGAAUAUCUCUCUGUUAUAUGCCAUUUGGCAUGGGAUUCCUAAAAGAGGUGUUAAUGUUUGUGAUGCGGCAUCUGUUGGAAUGACAAAUGCAAUGUGCAUCUCCCUGUUAUAUGCCACUUGGCAUGGGAUUUGCAUAUCUCUCUGUUUCUAAAAGCAAUGUUAUUGUUUGUAAUGCACCAUCUGUUGGAAUGACAAAUGCAGUGCAUAUGUAUCUGUUGUAUGCCGUUUGGUAUGGGAUGUGUAAAAGCAGUUAGUAUUGGAAUGAAAACUGUCGUGUGUAUCACUUUUAUAUAUUCAGUUUUGCAAUGGAUGCAUAAAAGCAGUGUUAAUGUUUGGGAUGCGCCAUCUGUUGGAAUGAAAACUGCAAUGCAUUUUGCUAGUCAAACAGUUUAUUGUGCGCCAUCUUUUGGAAUGACAGAGGCAUAGCAACCAGAUGGAUACACAGACAGACACUUAUCUUUUUAUUAAUUUGUAUGAAGAAAGGAGAUAACAAAGUUUCUAAUCAUUGGACUCUUGACCAGUGAAUGAGGGAUGAGACAGAUCUUCAAUUCCAAAAUACAUUCCAGUGUAAAAAAUUUCUACACGGGCGUUUUUAUGUGUUUGCUGUUAGUCUCCAUAGGCACCCAUUCUAUCAUAAACUUCAUUAUGUCUAUUCUGCAUGAUAAUAGAGGUUAUACUAUAAACAACAUAUAAAAAAUAUAAUUCUGGGAGGAGUAUUCCUUAAAGCAAUUCAUAUAGAAGCAGAUUCUUCUAAAAUUUGUUCUUGAUUAGCAUAAUUAAAAGUUCUUAUGACUUAGGGACAUGUCACUCACUGUUUUGUCAAACCAAAUAACAAAGGUAGUAUUAUUAAUAAUGUAUAUGUAUAUACUGGAGGUGCACCAUUGAUGCCAUAAACAACCAUAGCCUGCUCUAAGUGAACGGUCCUGAAAGUGAAUAAUUUAGAUUAGUAAAAUGUCCCCUUUUUCUUUUUAUGCAUUCUUUAUUAUUGUCACUAAUUGCAGUGAUUGAUCAGCUUGGCCAGGUCAUCACAUAAGACGUGGGCAUUGUACGUACUCCUGAUAUGCUGCUAAAUGGUGGAGCCCCAGCGGCCCACCCUUUGUGCUGACAGAUUAUGAUGUAAACGUUCCCACAUUUCAAAUGACAAAGCCAAUACCGGUUUUACCUCAUUUUGGUGACACACUAAAGACUGCAAUCAGCCUGAUCAGUUUUCCCCCCAUGGAUUCCUAACUUCUGACAGAAGGUGAAAGGUUCUCUGAAGUGAGAUGCCUUCACUGUUUCAUCAUGCUUUUAAAAUCUCGUUUCUGUGUGUUAGAGGCCUUUGACAUGAAAACAUUCAAACAAAGGGGGGCAGUGAGAGAAGAUGGGCCCCUCCAGGACAGUACAAGCUGCUGCUGCCGCCGCCAUGUUCAGAAUCAAAGUGGUAAUUGAAUUUACCACUUUGUUUACUUUAUAUAUGUGCAUUUUAAACACAAGUACACUUGUAUAAGAUGAGGAAAUGUGUGAGUACAAUAUAUUUAUAUUAAUAUAUAUAGUUUUACUGUCAAAUAAUGCAAAGAGUAUGCGACAUAUGCUUCGCCCUAAUUCUGGGCUCAUCAGGCGUACACACUCACUGCACCCCCAUACAAUCAGAU